AUGAUCGCAGGCGACCCUUCGAGUGGCGUGUUUGGCGCCCUCCACAGCGGAGUGUUCGAAGGCUCCAUACGCUCUCGCCAAGGGAAUUUCUACAUGGAGCGGUCACGCAAGCUGUUCGGUGGCCGCGCAGAGCCGUCCUUCCACUCGCUCAUGUACUCGGAGGAAGACGUGAGGAUGCCCGCCAUGUGCGGCCUCGUGGACGACGUCCGAACGUGGAUGGACAUGCGAGCUCCCGAGCACUCUGCAGCCGAACAACGUUCCGACAGAGCAACGAUGCGGCGCCUUCUCUCUUCCACGGGCGAGCUGUCGAACACGACGCGGGCGCAAGGCGGGCGGGAGCGGCGCGGGUGCAACCUGGAGGUGAACGUGGACCACCUGCUGCACGCGCACUUCCUGGACGACGCCCGCGGAGAUGGCGCUCGCGCCCGCGAACGCAUCACGGCCAUGGUGGCACAGCACGUGGCGCGAGCCUCGGACGUGUUCCGCGCUGCCGACUUCGGGGGCGUCGAGGACAUCAGCUUCACAGUGCAGAGGAUUGGGAUCAACGACUCGCUCAGCUGCGCCACCGAUAAGACUUCGGAUGAGAAGAACCCGUUCUGUGCCCCAGCUGCCGACAUCGGCUACUUGCUUCAUCUGACGUCGCUUUCGAACCACGACGAGUUCUGCCUCUCGUACACGUGGACCUACCGAGACUUCUUUGGCGGCGUGUUGGGCCUUGCCUGGGUCGCCAACGCAGAACGCAACUACGGCGGCGUUUGCGAAAAGGCUCGACCAUCGGCAGUAUCGGUUGGCGGCAGCACCGAGGUGCUCAGACUCAGCACCAACGUCGGCGUGCUCACUUUCGUCAACCACAACUCGUUCGUGGCGACCGCGGUCUCCGAGAUGGUCUUCUGCCAUGAGCUCGGCCACAGUUUUGGCGCCGACGGCAAAAAGCCCAACAACGACAAGUUCUCGCAGUGCAGCCGGAACAGCAUCGGCCGCGUCCUGGCGCCGAUGGUCGCUGGCGAGAGCGCACGCGAGAACUGCCUGCAAGCUCACAGUGGCCCUAUAUGCGGCAAUGGCGUAGUUGAGCGAGGAGAACAGUGUGACUGCGGCUCCCAAGACGCCGACUGCUCUGACCAGUGUUGCCACUCUAGACACAACGUCGACGGUGCCGCGGGGUGCACUCUACGGGCCGGAGCUAAUUGCAGCCCGUCGGCAGGCCAGUGCUGUGAUGAGUCGUGUGGCUUCAAGAACGUGUCCACCAUGUGCGGCGAGGAGACCGAGUGCAGGGAAGAGGCUGUGUGCGAAAAACAGUUUCUUGGCAGCACCGUGGCACAGUAG
Molecule: messenger RNA, 1323 nt
Organism: Rhipicephalus microplus (southern cattle tick)
Lineage: Eukaryota; Metazoa; Arthropoda; Arachnida; Ixodida; Ixodidae
Product: disintegrin and metalloproteinase domain-containing protein 10-like
Source: RefSeq, a predicted model, not a curated record